Messenger RNA from Exophiala spinifera, 3195 nucleotides. RefSeq lists its product as uncharacterized. Gene Ontology annotation, molecular function: metal ion binding. The record is from RefSeq and is a predicted model, not a curated record. Lineage: Eukaryota; Fungi; Ascomycota; Eurotiomycetes; Chaetothyriales; Herpotrichiellaceae. Bases 1 to 3195 code for a protein of 1064 amino acids. The transcript has 2 exons.
AUGGUAUCAAUUAGAGCCAAACCUCGGUUUCGGCAGCUCCAGAAGAUCGAGCCCAAUUACUGUCCGGGGACGAUCACUCAGUAUGAAUCCGACAGGACCGGCAUGCGUGUGGUCGUGGUGGACCAGGAAGGGCCGAAGUUGCACGGGUUUUUUGUCCUAGCCACCGAAAUCCAUGACGAUUCAGGCGCGCCUCAUACGUUGGAGCAUCUCUGCUUCAUGGGCUCCAAGAGCUACAAGUACAAGGGCUUCCUUGACAAGCUGGCCACUCGAGCAUACUCGGGCACCAACGCGUGGACGGCGACUGAUCACACUGCCUACACUUUAGAAACGGCGGGCUGGGCUGGAUUUGCCCAAAUCCUGCCAGUGUACCUCGAACAUGUCAUUCUUCCCACACUCACCGACGCAGGGUGCACCACCGAAGUCCACCAUAUCGACGGCAACGGCAACGAUGCCGGCGUGGUGUACUCUGAAAUGCAGGGUGUGCAGAACACAGCUUCCGAGCUGAUCGAGCUGCAGUCCAAACGGAUUGUGUAUCCUGAAGGUGUCGGGUUUCGUUACGAAACCGGAGGCAUGAUGGAACAACUCCGUAUUCUGACCGCUGAGCGUAUAAGGCAGUUUCAUCGCGACAUGUAUCAGCCGAGAAAUCUGUGUUUGGCACUCUUCGGAGAAGUCAACCACCAGGAGCUUUUGACGAUCUUGGACGAAUUCGAGUCGUCAAUCAUGGCCGACAUCCCGAGUCCAGAUGCACCUUUCAAACGACCUUGGAUUGAAUCCAAGCAUGCACCUGCUCUGACCGAGUCCACUGUAACGCGCGUGGAAUUCCCAGAGGAGGAUGAGUCGUUUGGGGAGAUCGAUAUUCGCUUCCUUGGACCUGACUGUUCCGAUUUGGUGGCUGCUUCGGCACUGAACGUGGUCCUCUUGUACCUCGCUGGCUCGUCUGCGGCAGUACUCGACAACACUCUCGUGGAGAAAGAACAGUUGGCUAGUGGCGUGUAUUACCAGAUUGACAGCCGCCCUCGAACCGAAGUGGCCUUCUCCAUGUCCGGUGUCGAGACUGGACGGCUGCCGCAGGUCGAAAAGCGGUUCUUUGAGGUCCUCCAAGAUGCAAUGAACGCCCCGCUGGACAUGGCGUUCAUGCAAGACUGCAUCGAUCGUCAAGUUAGGACGUCCAAAUUCAAUGCGGAGGCUUCCUCGACGGCAUUUGCCGACUACAUUAUCUCCGACUACCUCUACGGAAAGCGUGACGGGUCGACUCUGGAAAAUAUCAAGUCCUUGGAACAGUAUACAAAGACGCUGACGUCGUGGAGCGAGCAACAGUGGAAGGAUUUCAUCAAGCAUUAUAUCUCUGAUGCGCCGCAUGUGUCUAUUCUGGGUGUCCCUUCCGCGAGACUGUCUGAACAACUCAAAACAGAAGAAGCCGCGAGGAUUGAGGAACAGAAGAAACGAUUGGGCGAAGAUGGCUUGAAGAAGAUGCAGGAGAAACUCGACGCUGCGAAGGCCGAAAAUGACCGUGAGAUCCCACGAGAACUCUUGGGACAAUUCAAAGUUCCAUCGACCGAGUCAAUACAUUUCGUGACGACAUCAGGUGCUCGUGCAGGGCUGGCUCUUGAGGUUGGCAAGCCUCAGAACAAGUACCAGCAGGUCAUUGACUCCGAUGCUGCUGGCGUGCGGUUGUUCCUGGACUUUGAACAUAUUCCUACCAACUUUGCUCGGGUCAACCUCAUUAUCUCCACGGAGGUUCUGCCCGAUGAGCUUCGACCUCUACUCUCCAUCUACAUGGAAUCUUUCUUCAAUCUGCCGCUGAAGCGGGGCGACAAAAUCAUAGAUUUCGAACAAGUCGUGGUUGAACUUGAGCGGGAUACUGUCGGCUACAAUAUUGAUUCGGCUGGUGGUCUGGGCAACAAUGAAGGCAUCCGGGUCAGCUUCCAGGUGGAGAUUGAGCACUACAAGGUGGCUAUCAAAUGGCUUAGUGAACUCCUGUACAAGUCAAUUUUCGACAUUGAAAGACUCAAGGCGAUCAACACCAGACUCCUGGCCGACGUUCCCGAUGCAAAGCGCUCUGGAGACGACAUGAUGGUGGCUGUCCGGCUGAUGACACACCUUGCACCGAAAUCGAUUGGUCGCGCACGCAGUACUCUGGUCAGAGCACUGUAUCUGAAGCGUAUUAAGCAACUACUCGCUGCGGACCCGAGCAAAGUGGUUACCCAGUUAGAACGGCUACGUGAACAUAUGUGCCGGUUCGAGAACUACCGUAUCCUGGUCAUUACGGAUUUGACCAAGGUUCAAGACCCUGUCAGCGCUUGGAAACCUUUCCUGGAGGGUAUGGACACGGAGAAAGGACUAAAUCCAAUUGGGAAGAGAAUUGAAAGACUAAGCGAGGCAGGCCAGAAUCCUGGACAACUAGCAUAUGUUGUGCCGAUGCCCACUAUCGAUAGUUCUUUCGCAUAUGCGUGUGCGAGGGGUCCAACAUCUUGGGACGACCCCGCUAUGCCUGCGGUCAUGGUCGCCAUGGCGUAUAUGAAUGCCGUGGAAGGGCCGUUGUGGGUGGCAGUCCGAGGUACGGGGCUAGCGUAUGGCACCAGCAUGGGCUACGACAUUGAUAGUGGAUACGUCUAUCUUGACGUUUACCGGUCGCCGGACGCGUGGAAGGCGUUCGAGGCCAGUCGCGAGGUCGUGAGGGGCCACAUGGACGGUGGAAUCGAGUUUGACCCUCUCAUGCUGGAAGGUGCGAUCAGUAGCAUCGUCGUGGCGUUUGCGAACGAACAACAAACGUUGGCUGGUGCGGCGGCGUCAAGCUUCAUCCGUGCAGUGAUGAAGGGGCUGCCUGAAGAUCAUAUGGAGCGGCUGUUGAAGAAGGUUCGGGACGUGGGCGUCCCCGAGAUCAAGGAGGCGCUGAGGAACGUAGUGUGGAAUAUGUUCGUGCCUGGCAGAGCUGACGUCUUCACCACAUGCGCACCGGGGUUGAGAGAGGCCAUCUCGGAAGGAUUGAAGGGAGCUGGGUUCAAUGCUGAGGUCAGAGACUUGAACUACUUCCAGGACGAUUAUGGGUUGAAGCCCAUUGGUGGUGAAGAAGAGGAUGACGACGACGAUGAUGGUGAAGUCGAGGUGGCGACGGAUGAUGAGGGAGGGAGUGAGUCAGUUGACAUUGAGGGGAGUGAAGGGUAUGAAAUUAUAGAAGAUGGGGAUGAGGAAUAG